CAAGUCCGAUAAACAUCGAUUUUUAUGCCAUGCCAGCUCUAGUUGUUGUGUUGUUGCUGUUCUUUGCGGAUAACAGUUUUCAGCACGGAGUGCGUGCGUGUGCGUGCGUCCAAAACGCAGUUGUGUGUGUUGACAUCUAAGGCAAGAUGACGGAUUUUGUUGAGCUGAUGAACAGCAUGUCUAGUACAUUCAAUAGCGACUGUGCUACUUCAACAGCGGAGGGUGGUACGUUGCUAAAUUUGAACUUGGCGGAGGACAAAACCCUCAAGUGGCGUAAUUUGGCCAAUAACCAGUUCGCCAGUAAAGAGAAGAAGCAAAAGGACAAAGAGGAGGAGCGCAAGGAUGCAAGGAAUCGAGAGGAAAUCGAAGAUAUCAAAGCACUUUUGGCAGAUGUUGUCGAUGCGGCUGCUGUCAAGCUGGAAGAAGAAGCAGCGCAGAAUGCAGAAAAAGUCGAUCAAAAUACAAAAAGAGAAAGGGAUGAAGAAGAGAGUAGGAGGGAAGUGGAGUACGACCAAGAUGUCGCGAAACAAGACUCCGAAAAGGAAGAACAGCAGAAGAAUGACAGAGAGACAUCCAUAACAGUAAAGCUGGAAAGCAGUGAGCGUGCAGAGAAAUACGCAACGGAAAGUGCAACGAUGUCGACAGAGAGAUGGCAGAGCGAAAGCUUUAAAACUGAGCAGCAAAAUAAAGAAGCAGCGAAGCAAGAAGAAGAAGACAUGCUAGCAGUAACACAAAAACCUGCGGCAAUUGCAAAAUUAGGGACAAUAACAAGAACUGAGGCAGCAGCAUCUCCACUUGUUGUUAGUUCUGCUAGCGUCAAAAUCACUGCUGACGCAACCAGCCCUAGUGCCAGUAUAAACGGCGAGCAGCGAGCAGCGACGUCGGCAGGGGCUGCGACAUUAGCUGAUAAAAAUGAACAAGUUUCGCCGGGUGGAACGCGACGCUCUCGAAGAACACCCCGACCCACUGACACGCCUACUUUAGCUACUGAUGAACAAGUUCAGGUGGAUCAUAAAAAACUCGAAAAGUCGGAGCAGUAUACGGAAUGUAGUAGUAACCUGGAGAGAUUCACACUGGAAGAUAAUACUGCUAUUGUUAGACUGCAGCUGAAGAGUGAACCGGAGAAACCGUCACCGACUACAUCAUCGCCUGAGGAAAACUCGGCUCCUACUCCCAAACGAGGAAGGGGUCGAGCCAGGAAAAUAAGACCUGAUGCCGAGGUGGACACCAGUGAGGUUAUUUUACCAUGCGAGGAUCCAUUGGGUGAGAAGAAACCAGGACGUAAAAGGAAGCUCCCGGAUGAACUGCUAGAUCAGCAGCACAUAAGCGACCUUGUAGUGGUGAAAACAGAGCAGGAUGAAUUGGGUGAGGCUCCCUUGGGAGAUGUCAAGAGAAUGCGUCGUAGUGUCCGUUUGGGCAAUCGAUUACUAGCCGAUGGAAGCACCUGGGAGGAAGUAAAGACGGAGCCGCAUCCCCCUCCGCCUUCUACAGAUCUUUCCUUGACGGAGGUCACUUCUGACAUUUUGCCACUAGCCGCGCUAGAUGAGAAGACCCCACCCAAAAAGCGAGGGCGCAAGGCAAAAGUUCCACCCGGUGUGAAGUUAGAAUCAGAAACAUCCUCCGUGCUACCCAUUGCUAAUGGCAACAAGAAAUCGAAUUCCACUGGUGGAUCCGAACUUCAGCUGCCCAAGCGUUCAAAAAGAAGAAUUAAACCAACGCCAAAGAUAUUAGAAAAUGACGAGCUGCGCUGUGAGUUCGAAACGAAGCACAUUGAGCGUAUGACCCACUGGGAAAGUGCUGCAGCAGUAGAUGGGGAUUUUGAAACGCCAACAACAGGCGGUAAUGGCUCGAAUUCCUCGACCUCAAGGCAAAAGAGCGACAAGUCUGACGGGAGCAACUUCGAAGGUGGUCCAGGACAUCCAGCAGGCACAAGUGCCAUUAAGAAAAGGCUCUUCUCAAAGUCCCAGCGCGACAUUGAGAACUAUGAUGCUGCAAUGCUAGCCAAAAGCAAAUUACGCCCGUGUCCGGAUGUCGAACAGUUUCUAAGCGACAUCAAGGCAUCCCGAAUUAAUGCAAAUCGAUCACCAGAAGAAAGAAAAUUGAACAAAAAACAACAACGAAAACUGGCCAAACAGAAGGAGAAGCACCUAAAGCAUUUGGGACUGCAAAAAAACCACAUAGAUGAGCCCUCGGAUAACGACAGUUCCAAUACGGACAAUGAAUUUUUACCUACUACAAGAGUGCAGGUGGGAAAACCAAGUGUUACUUUGAGAGUGAGGAAUAGUGUUACCAAGGAUCUGCCCACAACACCCGCUGCCGCUCAGAAAUCACGGAAUCCAGUCGUACAGGCAGCAAAACUUACGAGAAGAAUAGGGGCAAGAGGAGCCGGAGAAGUUACUGUGGCAGCUCGAGCAGGUGUGUCCGUAUCUACACUCGAUGCGGAGCAGCUUCACUCGUUGAACACUUCGAUUCAAGCUGAUGUUACGCCCAUAAGAGACUUAGAUAUUAGGCCCAGCACCUCUAGAGUGGCAAAGUUUAUUUGUCUAUGCCAGAAGACUUCCCAGUACUAUGCCAGGAAUGCCCCGGAUUCAUCAUACUGCUGUGCCAUUGAUCACAUCGACGAGCAGAAAAUUGGCUGCUGCAAUGAACUAUCCUCGGAGGUUCACAAUCUACUCAGACCCAGCCAACGGGUUAGCUAUAUGAUCCUAUGCGACGAACACAAAAAGCGCCUACACUCACACAACUGCUGCGCGGGAUGUGGCAUAUUUUGUACACAGGGAAAAUUUGUGUUAUGCAAGCAGCAGCACUUCUUUCAUCCCGAUUGUGCCCAGCGAUUUAUUCUGAACACUUCAUACGAGAAAGAAGUCGUUGAUAUGGAAGAUCAGGGAGUCAAAUUCAGCAGUCCCGUGUUAGUGCUUAAGUGUCCCCACUGCGGAUUGGAUACACCAGAGCGGACCUCUACGGUAACGAUGAAGUGUCAGUCCCUGCCUGUCUUUCUGCGCACCCAAAAGUACAAGAUCAAACCCGCCAGGUUGACAACCUCUCCGCACCUUACCCAAUUUGGAACCGUUGGGAAAGUCAAUACUCCAGGAGCCAAGGCCAGAAGUAAGGGGGGACCUUCCACCGCUGUAACUUUAAGCGCGUCAUCAUGCUCUGCCUCAAAAACAAAUGGAAACCAGAGGGGCAGGGCAGGCAGCUCCAAUUCUAACUCCGGCCAUGCUCUUAAUUCGAUAAACUUUGCUCAACUCAUACCCGAUUCCGUAAUGAAUGUAGUGCUGCGGGGUCACGUGGUUUCUGCCAGUGGUCGCGUGACCACAGAGUUUACCUCGCGGGAUAUGUACUACGCAGUCCAAAACGAUGACUUGGAGCGCGUAGCGGAGAUUCUGGCUGCCGACUUCAACGUGCUGACUCCCAUACGGGAGUACUUAAAUGGCACCUGCCUCCAUUUGGUGGCCCACUCGGGAACACUUCAGAUGGCAUAUCUGUUGCUCUGCAAAGGAGCCAGUUCACCGGAUUUCGUUAACAUUGUGGAUUAUGAACUGCGGACUGCGUUAAUGUGUGCGGUGAUGAACGAGAAGUGCGACAUGCUAAAUCUUUUUCUGCAAUGUGGUGCGGAUGUGGCCAUCAAGGGUCCAGAUGGCAAGACGAGUCUGCAUAUUGCUGCCCAGUUAGGCAACUUAGAAGCCACUCAGUUGAUUAUAGACAGCUACCGAACUUCUCGAAAUAUUACCAGCUUUUUAAGUUUUAUUGAUGCUCAGGAUGAGGGCGGUUGGACGGCCAUGGUGUGGGCAGCAGAGCUGGGACACACGGAUAUAGUUAGCUUCCUGCUAAACCAGGAGGCUGAUCCUAACAUCUGCGACAAUGACAACAAUACGGUGCUACACUGGUCCACGCUGCACAAUGAUGGUCUGGACACGAUUACGGUCCUGCUGCAGGCAGGGGCGGACUGCAAUGUACAGAAUGUAGAAGGCGACACGCCUCUGCACAUUGCUUGCCGUCAUUCUGUCACCCGCAUGUGCAUCGCGUUAAUAGCUAAUGGAGCCGAUCUAAUGAUUAAGAACAAGGCGGAACAGCUGCCUUUUGAUUGCAUCCCGAACGAGGAGUCUGAGUGCGGUCGCACUGUUGGUUUUAAUAUGCAGAUGCGCAGUUUCAGGCCUCUGGGCCUCCGUACAUUUGUGGUUUGUGCAGAUGCCUCGAAUGGUAGGGAGGCACGACCAAUCCAGGCGGUUCGCAACGAACUGGCGAUGUCUGAAAAUGAGGAUGAGGCCGAUUCGCUUAUGUGGCCGGAUUUUCGCUACGUAACGCAAUGCAUCAUCCAGCAGAACUCGGUACAGAUUGACCGACGCGUUUCACAAAUGCGCAUCUGCUCCUGCUUGGAUAGUUGCAGUAGCGAUCGCUGUCAGUGCAAUGGAGCCUCCUCGCAGAAUUGGUAUACUGCCGAAAGUCGACUGACUGCUGACUUUAACUACGAUGAUCCUGCGGUAAUUUUUGAAUGCAACGACGUCUGUGGUUGUAAUCAGCUUUCCUGCAAAAACCGCGUGGUACAGAAUGGGACAAGGACACCUCUACAGAUUGUCGAGUGCGAGGAGCAGGCGAAGGGCUGGGGUGUACGGGCGCUGGCCAAUGUUCCCAAGGGCACUUUCGUGGCCAGUUAUACGGGUGAGAUUUUGACUGCAAUGGAGGCAGAUCGACGCACCGAUGACAGUUACUAUUUUGACUUGGACAACGGUCACUGCAUCGAUGCCAACUAUUAUGGCAAUGUAACCCGGUUUUUUAACCACUCGUGUGAACCGAAUGUUUUGCCUGUUCGUGUUUUCUACGAGCAUCAGGACUACAGAUUCCCCAAGAUAGCCUUUUUUGCCUGCCGCGACAUCGAUGCCGGAGAGGAGAUAUGCUUUGAUUACGGUGAAAAAUUCUGGCGCGUGGAACAUCGCUCCUGUGUGGGAUGCCGAUGCCUGACAGCAACCUGCAAGUACGCCUCCCAAUCCUCAAGCACAAAUGCCUCGCCCACGGAUGCAACAACUGUACCGGAAGAUGCAACGGGAACGUUGUCAUCUAUAAAUCCGGAGAAAAUUGAGCAGGCGUAGGCAAAAACCACCUCAACUUGAAAUGAUUUCAGAUUCCUCAGUCUCGUCCGACAAACAAAUUACCCACCAAAACCAUCAGCAACCAAAUAAGACGGACAUCUUACAUCACAGCAUCAGCAGAUUCGAUAACCAUGUUUGUAAUAUUUAUGAACGUAUGAACGAUGAAUCAUUAUCGAUGCCCGACCGGGACUUUCUUCUUUGACUGCCAAAUGUUUCAUGGUUAACAAAUGUUUAUCUAUUUUUACGCAUACAUAUAGUGUUUGUUUAUUAUUAAUUUCGUUUGAUUUGUAUUAAUUUUCUGACCCCCUAUCAUUAAUGUUUUUAUUUGUAUUACUUGUAAAAACAAAUUAGUUUAUACUUCCUGCGUGAGACAAACUAAUCAAAUAAGAAGGGCAAAUCAAAAUUGCUUCACGACAUUGUGGGUGUGUGUUUCCGAAACUUAAAUGUUUCAAACUUAAAAUUAGACUUGGACAUUACCAGGGUUAUAUAGAAUCGUAAUGCCGGAAAAGUCCAUCUAGUCAUAAGAAUGAAGGAGACGGAGUAUAUCAAUAGGAAAGAGAACACAUAUUUUUUUUUAUAGAAGUAGUCAGUUUUUUUUUUAAGUUUUAUCAGCAUGCUCAAGAAAUACGUUAAAAAAUUAAAUAAAAUGUUUGCUUUUACCUUUAACCAUGAAAAUUAGACGGUGCAAUAAUCAUUUAAGCUGCACUGUAAUGGGCACAUAAAUGUUACGAGAAACCAAAAGUAAAAAACAUUGUCUAUAUUACACAUAUACAUGUUUUGUGCAGGGUUAAGUACUGACACACACCCCCAAUUUAUUAGCACUCUACUAAUCCCAUCGAAUCUGGAAUCUUUAUCUGGUAUCAAAAUUGUUCAGUUUGCUAAGCAAGCCAAGCCACAAGUGCCUACAAGAAAAUUAUACCUAACCCGUUUGCCCUCUAGGAAAACCCUAACUUGGUUUUAAAGCAAUAUAGUUUUAUAUCGGUACAAUCUAUCCGCUUUCACCUUCGAUAGUCAGCCGAAAAUUGAUGCGACGGAGCAUUGAUUACUUCAUGUAGGAAUUCUUCGAUUUCGAUCAUAUAUAAGAGUCCCAACCCACGCAGUAUAUCCCCGCCUUUGCUAUAUAGACUUUGACAUACAUGUAUGGCUGUAAACGUUAAUGUGGGGUUUCUAUAUAUUAUUAACUUUAACUGUUUAAAACGACAAUAUGUAAUUUAAGUCGCAAGAUUUUCCCUUUCAGCCACAAAGUCAAGACUCAUAGGUCAAAGGUCACAAAAAGAGGCGCUUCUGUGAUUUUCUGUUGGCAUUUCUAUCCGUAUUUGUGUACCUACGACAAGAGUCAAGAAUAAUAAUAUAUGUAUACAGUUCAGUGUCCCCGGGGGUAUUCAAUGCGUACCACAUAUUGACACAGAAAAAUAAGGUAUUUAAUUUUAACUGUUAUAGCUGACAGUGAAGGCUGUUAUCUAAGUGGUUUUGUGUUCUUUAGUUUUGUUUUUCUUGUGCAAACAAACUUGUGAGUUGCACCCAAAAUUUAAGGAAUACGGUUUGUAAGGAGGCAGUUAUAUAAACGUUUAACCAUAAGAUAUUGAAUUGAUUAAAUUCACCAUAAAGGAGCACAGCAGAAAAGGUGCAAACAAUAAACAAAUAUCAUCAGUGUGCACA
Molecule: messenger RNA, 6746 nt
Organism: Drosophila erecta
Lineage: Eukaryota; Metazoa; Arthropoda; Insecta; Diptera; Drosophilidae
Gene: G9a
Product: histone-lysine N-methyltransferase EHMT2
Exons: 11
Coding region: 147-5087 (1646 amino acids)
Cellular component (GO): nucleus
Molecular function (GO): zinc ion binding; protein-lysine N-methyltransferase activity; p53 binding
Source: RefSeq, a predicted model, not a curated record